Molecule: messenger RNA, 747 nt
Organism: Penicillium cosmopolitanum
Lineage: Eukaryota; Fungi; Ascomycota; Eurotiomycetes; Eurotiales; Aspergillaceae
Exons: 3
Coding region: 1-747 (248 amino acids)
Biological process (GO): protein acetylation
Molecular function (GO): N-acetyltransferase activity
Source: RefSeq, a predicted model, not a curated record
AUGUUGCUCAACGCCGAGACCGCCCUUUUUUCCUCCAAAAUCCUUCUAGUCCCAUACUCGACAUGGCACGUACCCCGCUACCAUGAAUGGAUGCAAGACGAGGAAAUUCAACAAGCAACCGCUUCAGAACCACUAAGCGUCGAAGAAGAAUACGCCAUGCAACAAAGCUGGCGCCAAGACGCAGACAAAUUAACAUUCAUCAUCUGCCAACCUAUAUCAUCAUCAUCAGAGCCUGCCUCUCCAGCUGUGUUUACGAAAGAGUCCGACUCUCCUCAAAAAAUGGUCGGAGACAUCAAUCUCUUCCUCCGAGUCGAUGACGGAGACGAGGGAGACUCACCGCCACAAAUCGUCGGAGAAAUCGAGCUCAUGAUUGCGGAGAAAACUAACCAACGUCGCGGAUUCGGGAAGGCGGCUCUACUAGUCUUUAUGCGGUAUAUUAUUGAACAUCAGACUGAGAUUUUGGAAGAGUUCGUGAGCCGGGGUGUUGAUGAUGCGGAGAGUGUGCGGAAGCUGAGAGAUGCUGGGCCGUUAGCUUUUGAAUGUUUCAGCGUGAAGAUUAGUCAGAAUAAUUCGCGCAGUUUGGCUUUGUUUGAGGGAUUGGGGUUUGUAAGGCUUUCUCCGGAGCCGAAUUUCUUUGGAGAGUUUGAGCUGAGGAGGACGGAGUUGGGUGUGCAGGGUAUUGUUGGGGAACUUGGGGUUGCUGGCGUUGAGGGUUAUGGGAAGGCUUUUUAUACACGGAGAGAAUAG